Messenger RNA from Stylophora pistillata, 4078 nucleotides. RefSeq lists its product as uncharacterized. Gene Ontology annotation, molecular function: ubiquitin-protein transferase activity. NCBI's taxonomy places the organism in Eukaryota, Metazoa, Cnidaria, Anthozoa, Scleractinia, Pocilloporidae. The record is from RefSeq and is a predicted model, not a curated record. Gene Ontology annotation, cellular component: nucleus. Gene Ontology annotation, biological process: protein ubiquitination.
UUUUGCAGCUCCGUUUUUCUUCAAAUGAGUAAAUUCAAAUCAAAACAAAGCACAGAUAUGGUCAUAACACGACUAUGGAGGUUACGAUUUUAAUACCUAUUUUAAUCAAUCACGUCACUUAACUUUUCACCUACGAGCCGACAUCUGCUCUCACUGAUUAAAGAGAGGCUUUUGUUGCGAGAAAAUAUUCAUUAAUUUUUUAUCUCCUCUUUUAUGGCAUAACCUGUCUGAUUUAUUUGAUACGGGAUUAGGAAUUUCGUGGCCGCAAGCGGCAGGUGGACAUGUGUUUUAAAACAGAUGGAUCGACAGAUUUGUUCGAUUAAACGUGACCGGGGAAAGCAAAAACCGCUCAUUCGGCUCAUUUGAAAUUUGGCCGGUAAGGUGUCAAGCAUAAUUCGAACAUUUUCAGGGUUAAACCAAAUUUUAAAAUGAUAGCCUCCGUACCAAACACCUGUGUUUUAAAACAUCUCUGGCUGAUUUGUGGCCUACAACAAUUUAACUUGACGUUUAUCUCGAUAAAUUUUUUUGCGUCAUAAUUUUCGAGGCAGAGUGCGUUUUUGUUGAUGGGUGAUCAGUUAAGAUGGUUUCUCAUCGAGCGACGUGAGGAAGCGAUAAGGAAGCUAAACAACCCUUCAACAAAGAUGUCAAGUGCAUACUAGUUUUUGUUUUCAACGUAAUGUUUAUAACGAUUGUCUUAUGUAAACAAAUUCUAGGGGAACGAGCAUGUUUCUUAUGAAAAUCUCUUGAUCUUUCAUUGGCGAUAUAACUUUAAGACCAACAUCACGCCUUAAAGUGUUAAAUUUCAAAGUUCUAAUUCUACCCUCUCGGAUAUUGAUUCAUACACGUUCAUCUGGAACACCUUCUAAAAUACUGAAUUUGAAAAAAGCACCUACAGAUUUUAGCAUAAGUUGAUCGCGAAUGAUCCAUGUAAAUAGUGUUCAUCCGUGUUCAUUUUCGUUCCUUUUUCGUUCAUUUUAGAACUUUUCUUCCUGGCUAAACUGACAUUUAGUGGUUCCCUGACGCCAACCUUAAUUUCCCACACGUAGAAAACGUGACGCACGUCCUUAAAUUGUAAUUGUGACGUUUUUCCGCAAGCCGUGACAUGUUUAUCAUUUGAAUGCAUUAGCGUAGGAAACGUAAAUAGAAACAAAGCGUAUGAGCAUUCAACGUGCGUAUUCUAUACUAUUUCACAGGAUCUGUAUAAAAGGCGAAGCACAAAAAUAAAAUAACACUUUCAGUAAGCCGCAACAUUACCAGAGAGCGUUGUGUUACUCAAUCCAACAAGUGUCACGCUCCUCCUACUGACGUAACCUUUGUAAGAAUAAUGGCAGUGUCAUGGUCGCUCCAGAUGUGCGAAAUGUAAUUGUUUAGUUGCUUGUCUGAAAAAUUUCCCAGACAUCACUUUAGAGGGAGAAAUGGAGCUCGGUUUUCCAAUUGAUAUAAUUCUGUUCUUUACAUCUGCUAUUAUUGGAUUUUUCUUCUAUUCCAUCUAUUUUCGACCGAAGGAAUCACUUCAAACUUACAAGGUGAUAUCGAAAAAGUUCAGAGGUUCCACUUUGUGUAGGACUUUCGGCCUGAAUGAAUUUCACGCUAUCAAGGAUAAAUUUGCAACGGUGAAUGAAGUUUCAAUUGCAAUUAAAAACGCUGGUUUAGAGUCGAGCAAUCUUAUCAUUGGUAUCGAUUUCACGGCCAGUAACGAAUGGCAGGGGAGGAAAAGCUUCGGCGGACGGUCACUGCAUCACGUUUUUAGCAACACCAAGAGGUUGAACCCAUAUCAGCGUGUUGUGCAAGUCAUUACCAAAACACUCGAACCGUUUGACGAAGACAAGCUCAUCCCAACAUUCGGAUUCGGUGAUUCCGUGACUAAAGAUCAUAGCGUGUUUAGUUUCAACGAGGACGGCACCCCCUGCAACGGGCUGUGCGAUGUUUUGAAACAGUACACCGAAGUUGUUCGCCGGGUUUCUCUAAGUGGCCCGACUUCAUUUGCUCCGAUCAUCAACAAAGCUAUAGAGAUCGUCAAGCAGGAAAAAUCGUAUAACAUUUUGGUGAUAGUAGCAGAUGGUCAAGUUGUUGAGGAACACGAACGUAGCACAAGGGAUGCGAUUGUAGAAGCUUCGUAUUAUCCGCUUUCGAUCAUCGUUGUUGGGGUAGGGGACGGUCCUUGGGAUCGAAUGCACGAAUAUGAUAAUAUGCUCCCGCAAAGACGGUUCGACAACUUCCAGUUUGUUGAAUACGAGGCUGUAAUACACAACGCGAAACAUCCAGAUACUUCUUUCGCUCUACAUGCGCUCAUGGAAAUACCAGACCAAUACAAGGUUCUAAAUGAAUUGGGAUUGAUCAAAGCGAAAGCCAAAGAUGAUUGAAAGAUGAAAAUAGUUUUUCAUCUUCACUCAAUUCUGAUGUUAUUUAUUUUACGCUGUGUUUUUCUUCAUGAAAAAUGGAUUCUAUUUAUUUACACUUACAUUUGAGAGCGUUUGAAUCAUACAUUCAAACAAAAUUGCAAUAGCUUUUAAAGUUUCUCUUUCUAAAGAUUUGCUUUACAAAUUCAAGUUCACCGUUUUAGUCUAAAAGAUAAAUAUAAAAUACUAAAAUACUGUUUCGUCUCCACCGGAAAAUACUCGGAGAACGUGAACUAUAGUUUUAAGGUUGGGAGUGUUUUACUUAUGUUUUUCGGGGGGAGGGGUAAAAGGACUGCUGUUAUGACCCCUCAAAAAGCUCUACAGUAAUGCAAAAUAUGUGGAAUAAAUACUGUUUCAUCUUCCUUGGAAAAUACCCGGAGAACCAAAAAUUUAGUGUACAUUUAGGAAGUUUUUGCCUUUAUUAUUAUUUUGGGGGGAGGGGUUGGGGGGGCUGCUGUUGUCACCCACAGAAGGUUCCCUGAUUCAGCACAUUGACAAUACUUGUGUUCUGCUGGCAAGGCAACAUUUAUCUCAGUGAUACAUUUGUUCCAAUAUUUUUUUUAGACAGGAGCGUUGCUAUGCCACUUUUGUAUACUCAGUAGCCUUCUUGUGCCAUAAAAUUGGCAUGCAAAAGGUAAAGUGAAAGCAAAGACUUGGCCCCACUGUAGCCUGAUGCUGUAUCUGCAGAUUUACUCAAAUCAAAAUGAUUUUGGUUUUACAAACUGGUCUUGCCAUUUCUCAAAGCAUUUUUUUAUGCAACCAUAUCUUGACAGAAACUAAGCAAAAGCUUUCUCCCUUUUAGGGAAGUAAGAUUGAUUUGAUCAGGGGGAACAUUAAUUUCUUUUGUUAGGGGGUGCUGCUGCUGAGUUGAUGAUGUGGUGGGAUACGAAAAAAAUUCCAGAUUUAAAAUCUCCGCAGUUUGGCAUCUCUAUAGUAUGCCUCCCCCCACCCUUACAACUAAGAGGAAAAGUGUACUGUUUUGUAUACCCUGGGUAUUGUCGGCUCUGUUGCACUCAGCAGAUGAAUUUGCGUGUGUCAAAGGCAGAUAUAUUAAGCAGAAGACACCACUAAGAUAAAAUGCCCCCACACAGCCUUAGAAAUUUUGCAUUUAAUAUUACUUGUGACUUGACUACACAUUAAUUAUGAAUUAAGGUGUCUUCCAUGGUCCAAAGAACAGAUAAUCUGUUUGCUGUAAAUUUCACUUUUGAUAGUAAAACUUUUGUUAUCUCUUUUUACAAAUCUUUGGGCUGAAGUUGCCAAUUAAUUCAGACCACGUCUUGAAUGAUUUAAUCGUGGCAUCAGAUUUAUCUGAAGCAAUCUUUUUUGGUGUGCAUUUCAAAAGGAGAAUGACCAGAAUUUUUGUUUCAUCUGUUGAAAGUGAUUAUUUGGGUUUAGUUUUUAAUUGAAGCACAAAGAUGACAUCUUUUUGUCUUUCCUUUAGCAUACUUAUAAAUUAGGAUGGAAAUCAUUUGUGGUGUUUUUUUCGAGUUUGACAAUUUAUUUGAUAGUUCAAUUUAGAGUUUGGAGAAACCACUAAGCAAUAAAGAAAUAAAGGGUAAAAAGACAUAAGCAAGGUGCACAUCAAAACUUCAAAUUAUUGUCCAUAAAAAGAAUGCAAAAACAGUUAAAUGGAUUCAUUUGAAAGAUGCAUAGCAAUAAAAUAACUUUUUGACGAUUUA